AUGUAUUUAACACUCUAUGUUCAGAUUUUCUACAAUUACACACCACAACGCGAAUGUACAGAUUACAACCACAACUUCACUACGGCUCAAUGCAAUUUAUCUCAAGAGCAACAAUGCGAUCAACUCAUGAACUGUAGCAAUAUCACCAUAGAAGACGCUCCCUUUCACUCCAUGGUAGAAGAAUUUGAGCUCUACUGUAAUAUGGCCUAUGAUGCCACUUUGGUGAGACCUCAAGGAUAUUUCAAACAUCCAAAAGCUGCCACCAUACAAUUUCUGGGAGUAUUAUUUGGUACACUGAUAUAUGGUCAUCUUGGUGAUCAUUUUGGUCGUCGACCAGUUUCAUUUUGUGGAAUUUUUGUUGGAAUUAUUGCUGGAGUAAGUACGGGAUUUGCACCAUCUUGGGAGAUAUUCGCGGCAUUGCGAUUUGUGUGCGGCACAAGUGUUGCAUGUAUCCUUGUGGUUUUCUAUACCUAUAUUGUUGAACUGAUACGACCAGAGCAACGAGUAUUUAUGAGAUCGUUUUUCAAUUGGGUAAAAUUUUCAUCGUUUUGAUU
Messenger RNA from Strongylus vulgaris, 554 nucleotides. The record is from the annotation of a GenBank genome assembly. NCBI's taxonomy places the organism in Eukaryota, Metazoa, Nematoda, Chromadorea, Rhabditida, Strongylidae.